UGUGUGUUGUUUCAGAUGGUGGACGUGGAGGUUUGUGCCGGUGGAGAGAGCACCCGCAGAAAAAUGGAUGCCCUGACAGAUAGUGCCGUGGAGAUUGUCCCUUUGGAGCUCUAUGAUUCCUCCAGAGCCAAAAUAGCUGCUAAUCUACAGUGGAUCUGUGCUAAAGCCUAUGGAAUAGAUAAUAUCCCAGAAGAGCUGAAGGACCCAUUUUACAUAGAUCAGUAUGAGCAAGAACAUAUUAAGCCACCUGUCAUCAAGCUGUUGUUGUCCAGCGAGCUGUACUGUCGUGUCUGUAGCCUCAUCCUGAAAGGGGAUCAGGUGGCUUCUCUGCAGGGACACCAGUCAGUGAGUCAGGCUCUGUCUCGGAAAGGGAUUUACGUCAUGGAGAGUGAUGAUACACCUGUGUCUGAAUCUGAUCUUGGCUCUGCACCAAUCAAAAUGGGUUCUCAUAUGGCAAUGAUUGAUGCUCUGAUGAUGGCAUACACUGUAGAAAUGAUCAGCAUCGAAAAGGUGGUUGCUAGUGUCAAACGGUUUUCUACAUUCAGUGCCUCAAAGGAACUACCCUAUGAUCUGGAAGAUGCAAUGGUGUUCUGGAUUAAUAAGGUUAACCUUAAAAUGAGAGAAAUAACAGAGAAAGAGUUCAAAUUAAAACAGCAAUUAAUGGAAAGCCCAGGUCACCAAAAGUCUCCUUCCAAAUGGUAUUGGAAAUUAGUACCUGUUCGUUAUCGUCGAGAUCAUCUUUCAAGCAGGCAAUUACCGUACUUCCCUAUGCUUGAAGAUCUCAUGAAGGAUGGCAGCGAUGGUGCAGCUCUUCUAGCUGUCAUACACUACUAUUGUCCAGAACAAAUGAAGCUAGAUGAUAUCUGUUUGAAGGAGGUAACCUCAAUUGCAGACAGCCUCUAUAAUAUUCAGCUUCUGAAAGAAUUCUCAAACGAAUAUCUAAAUAAAUGUUUUUACCUCACAUUAGAGGACAUGCUAUAUGCUCCUUUAGUUCUAAAGCCCAAUGUCAUGGUUUUCAUUGCGGAACUAUUCUGGUGGUUUGAGAACGUCAAGCCAGACUUCGUACAGCCCAGGGACAUUCAAGAAAUAAAAGAUGCUAAAACGGUAUUGCAGCAGAAGAGCAGUCGUCCUCCUGUUCCUAUUUCCAAUGCAACCAAACGAAGUUUCAUGGCUAGUCCAGCUAAUACCAGUUCAGCAGACCUGCAGCCUUCAAUUCAGCUCCCACCAGAAGCUUGCAACAGGUAUUACCUGCACCCUGAAGAAUCUGAAUAUCUUGGCAAAGGGACCCCUGCCUUUAGCCCCUCCCAUCCAUUGCUGCCCUUGAGACAGAAGCAACAAAAAUCAUUGCAGGAAGAAGAUAGCUCAGGCCAUCGUCAUCGUUCUAAUUCUUUGACUCGAGUUGAUGGGCAGCCACGAGGUUCAGUUCUUGCGUGGCCAGAGAAAAAACCUAGGCCUCUGUCUCAGCCAACGCCAUUUGCUCUUCAUCAUUCUACAAGUAGCGAGGUGGACCCUGGUUCUGGCGAUAGCAUCAGCCUGGCUAGAUCAAUCAGCAAAGACAGUCUAGCUUCCAAUAUCAUCAAUCUAACUCCAAAACACCAGCCUCACGCUGCAUCAGUUAAAACAAAUGGAAAGAGUUUGCUGAACAACGUUGAAAUAGAAGAUGAGGAUGAAGAACUCGUUGCAAUAAUCAAAUCAGAUGAAACACCAAGCCAUGGUGUCCCUGAACUUCCGAGUACAUCCUCCAGGGCACCCACCCUAGCUGCAACCACGUGGUCUCCAAAAACGCAAAGCGAGGCCUUGGAAAGCAAAACAGAUAGUUUUUACUUGGAGCCUUUAUUGCCUGCAGUCCUAAAACCAGCAAAGGAGAAACAAAUAAUCAACAAAGUGGAUGAGUGUGGAGAAGGGAAACAAAGGAGUUUCUUAACAAAGAGACUAAAUGAGGGACACUUGCCUUUGUCUCGCAAGAAAGCAAGCAGCAGUCAUGGGGACCAUGAUCUCAAUAGGACUUUUACUCCAAUAUCUAGUUCAGAUUUCACUACAGUUGCAGAUCCUAGUACUGCAGACUCGAUGACGCUCUCAGAUGCUGUAUUAGAAGUCUCUAGGCCUUUAGCUACUAGCAGCUUGGAUCCUUCAGUUCAGGAGCAAUCCUUUGGAGGCUUCUUUCUUCAUGCUGCUAAAUCUGAUGAAGACAUUGCAAGCAAAGCAAAUAUCAACUAUUUGAAAGGUAUUAAUGCACACGUACCAGAUACUACAUGGACUAUGGUGAGACAUGAUUCUGAUUCAGAUCUCCUAGAUAUAGAGGAUGCUGAACAGGACAUGGUAAUGGUAGAUGACCACCCAGUAGUUGCGAAAUAUAUAGGGGAAGAGGAAUCUGCAAAGUUACAGGAGGAUAUGAAGGUGAAGGAACAUGAAGAUAAGGAUGAUGCUAGUGGGCGUUCAAGUCCAUGCCUGAGUACUAUUUCUCAAAUUAGCAGCGUGUCUUUGACUAGUGGGAGUGUCAGAAUGACUAACUUUGCAGAACGGAAGCUCCAGAGACUUAACAGUUAUGAAACAAAAUCUAGUACAAGUAGUUCCCAGAAGACCACACCAGAUGGAUCAGAGAGCUGCCCAGCACCGUUGACUACGUGGAAACAGAAGCGAGAGCAAAGUCCCAACAGGCAACAUAAAGACAAUGUCAAUGUCUUGGCUUCUGAAUUGGUACAACUCCAUAUGCAGUUGGAGGAGAAGCGAAGGGCAAUAGAAGCUCAAAAGAAAAAAAUGGAAGCUCUGUCAGCUAGGCAGCGACUGAAGCUGGGCAAGGCAGCUUUCUUGCACGUUGUUAAAAAAGGGAAACCUGUUGAUGUCCCGCAGCCACUUAAACCAGAACACUUUCCAAAAGAAUAUUCUCGGCACGGUGGGGAAGACCUAGAUGAAGUUUCCUUAAGUUCUAAGUCUGAGGAGUUUCUUGCAAAAGAGGAGGAGAGAGAAGAAAUGUUUAUUGAUUCACAAGAAGUGACAAUAGCGAAAAUGCAAGAAAACUUGGCUUUCGCUGAGCAACACAAACCGAAAGAAUCUGCUGCUAUACAUGAGAUAGAAAAAAGCAAGAUUAUUUCUGCUGCUCUUCUAGAAGAUAAUGUUGCUGAAGUGGACGUUAAUGAAUGUGAUCUUUCAAUUGAAAAGCUAAAUGAAACAAUCAGUACGCUUCAGCAGGCUAUAUUAAAGAUUUCUCAGCAACAGGAACUUCUUAUGAAAACUCCAACAGUACCAUCACCCAGUACCAGAAGUAACUCACAGGACCAAAAGGUAAAACCAUCCAUUCAUUUUGUUGAGCCUCUUUCUCCAACUGGAAUGAGCAGUCUUCGUAAGCCACCUCGAUUUGGUCAAGGACGAAGUCCUCGCUCAGGAAGACCAGCUGACUUGAAAGUUGCUAAAGAUAGACAGCAAAACGCAACGCGUAUUAAAACUCCAACCCAAAGCAUAGAAACACUACCACAUUUAAGAUCAUUUCCAUCUAGCAAUCCAUCUAGAACACCAACAGAAACUAGUUUUGAAAAUAGUCCAGAUCAUGGAAGUGUCCCUCAAGAAAAGUGUUUCUUUGACAGCUAUAGACUCCGUGACGAAAGUAAUCAACGGGCAUUUGGUCUCUCCACUUCCAAAGAUGCAAACAUUAUCUCUGAAAUGAGCAAAGAUGUGACCAGUGAUUUUAAAGAAGCCGGGUUAAAUUCUUCAGAUGGCUCAGGAAAAGAAAACGUUCCAGUGGAAGAACCGCUGCGAAGCAAGGCAAAUCUCAUUGAAGUAGACUUGUCUGACUUAAAAGCCCCAGAUGAAGGAGACCUUGAAAGCCAAGGGAGCUCUACAGACAUCAUCAGCGAAAGUGAUCAGAAGUCUGGAGUGGGGUUUUUCUUCAAGGAUGAACAAAAAGCAGAAGAUGAACUAGCAAAAAAGCGUGCAGCAUUCCUUUUAAAACAGCAACGCAAAGCUGAAGAGGCUCGGCUCCGAAAACAGCAGUUGGAAGCUGAAGUUGAACAAAAAAGAGAUGAAGCCCGCCGCAAAGCUGAAGAAGACCGAAUAAGGAAAGAAGAAGAGAAGGCUCGAAGGGAACUCAUCAAACAAGAGUAUUUGAGGAAAAAACAGCAGCAGAUAUUAGAAGAGCAAGGGCUUGGAAAACCUAAAUCAAAACCCAAGAAACCUAGGCCAAAGUCUGUUCAUCGGGAAGAGUCAUACAGCGAUUCGGGGACAAAGUGUUCUUCCACGCCUGAUAACUUAAGCAGUGCUCAGUCCGGUUCCAGUCUGUCUUUGGCAUCAGCAGCAACAACUGAACCCGAAAGCGUACAUUCUGGUGGCACUCCAUCCCAGCGAGUUGAAUCAAUGGAAUCCUUACCGAUACUGAGCAGGAAUCCAAGCAGGAACACAGAGCGAGACUGGGAAAACGCUUCAACUGCAUCCUCAAUUGCUUCAGUGGCAGAAUACACAGGUCCAAAGCUGUUUAAAGAACCCAGCAGCAAGUCAAAUAAACCAAUCAUUCACAAUGCUAUAUCCCACUGCUGUCUGGCUGGAAAAGUGAAUGAACCACAUAAGAACUCAAUAUUGGAGGAACUUGAGAAGUGUGAUGCCAACCACUACAUCAUUUUGUUCCGUGAUGCUGGUUGCCAGUUUAGAGCACUUUACUGCUACUACCCUGACACAGAAGAGAUCUAUAAGCUGACUGGAACAGGGCCAAAGAGCAUCACCAAGAAAAUGAUCGACAAGCUUUACAAAUACAGUUCAGACAGAAAACAGUUUAACGUGAUUCCAGCCAAAACCAUGUCCGUCAGCGUGGAUGCUCUCACAAUCCAUAACCAUUUGUGGCAAGCCAAGCGACCUGCAGUGCCAAAGAAGACUCAGACUCGGAAAUGACACUGAAUUCUUGGGGAGAAGAAUGGGAUUGUGUUGAAAGAAGAAAUGUUUACCAUUUUGCUCCAGUUUGGUAUGAAAUGUGCAGAACCAUAACCAGUUUUUUUAAGAAGCUUCUCAACAAAAUCUGUGGAUGCAAGUAAAUAAGAAUGAAGGAACAAUGCCAGUGUUUUUGGAGAGUGAUGAAUCUGCUGUUACACCCGGCACUAACUACUGAGGCUUUCAAAAGAGAGACAGUGCAUGUAGCAAGAUCUAUAACAAGUGGAUUUCCUUUUACUUGAAGUUUGCAUUGGUACAAAUUGGGAAUAAUUAAGUUUUGUUUCCUCUCCAUCUCAUUCCUUCCUCUUUCCGUGUCGCUUUUAAAGUUGGCAAUCUCUGAACUUCAGUAGAAGCAUUGAACAGAUCUUGGGUGAUGACUUUUUUUUUUUCCUUUUGGAAAAAAAAUAGCCUUUAGGGGGGAAAAUGUCCUUUUGAGACUCUUUUUUUUGAGGAGCUGUAUAAUAUAUCAUAUUGUUGUACUGUAUUUACUGCCAACAUUAAGUCCAGCUCUCAGAUUUCUGAAAACCCCCCAGCCUGUGCUGCUCUGAACAAGGUUUACUUGUAGUAUCAGUUCACUGCAAAGAUUGCAGGGUCUUUUAUAAAAAAAAAAAAAAAAUUAAUAACGGUGAAUUUAAAUAUGAAUAUUUCUGAAACACAAUCAUGAAGAGGCAUACAGGUGCUACUAGCUGGAAUAUGCCUGGUCUAAACUUGAGGCAAGCUGAAUGGAGCACAGUUGUCAUUGAUUUCAGUUCCAGGUAGUGUCCGAGGAUGUUUUGCUUUAAUAAAGACAGAUUCUGGUAGAUGUAGAACGUUUCCACGCUGAGCACGUUACUCCUGUACGAUGGUGCACUUAAUGAUCACAAAUUGUAAUGUUUUUAUUCUGUCAUGAAAUGUAAUUCUACUUUCUUUGUCCUGUCUUUAUUCUGAAUGAGCAGCAUGCUCUAAAAUGGAGUGUGUUUGGUUUUUUGGGGUUUUUUUUAAAUUUUGGGGUGAUUAUAUUAAUAUAUAUAUUGAUUUGUUUUUCUCAUUUAAAAGCAAUUUUUAAACAAAAAUUUGCAUUCGUUUCAAAAGCCCAAAAAAAGUCGAAUGGCUUUGAUUUCUUUUCAUGUUGAAAUAUUAAAUCUUGAGUUAUGACCUGAAAAUCUGUGUGUGUUUCAGCAGAUCAGAUUUUUUAUUUCUGGGGCAGCAGGGUUUAUUAUAUUUGCAGUUCUUGUCCAUUCUUUCAUGUGACACUUCCCCUUUUUCCCCUGCUUUAAAGUAACUCUAAUUCUUGAACUACAGUGCAACUUAUCUGUCAGUACGGUCCAGCUACAUCUUUCUUUGACACGACUACCUGAGGGUUUUGUAGGUUUAUAUCUUUGGUUUGCACAUGUUUACUUUUAUUUGAAGUGUUACUUGAAUAUGUAUCUCGCAGUGCCCAUGGCACUACACCGGUUCUAGAGAGAAACUGAAGCGCUGAAGUACGAGACAGUGUAAUUAUUAAAUUUUAAAAAUAAUGGGAGUUGAAAAGUGAGUUUUGUACAGAAGGGGGAAAUAGGGUACAUAAUAAACUGUUCAGUAGAGGAAAGUGAAGGUCUUCCAUUGCAAUCUUCUCAGUUCUUUCCCCUUUUGGAUACUUUUUAAAUAGGCUGCUGCGACAUAUUGUACAUUUUGUUAGAUAGCUGGCUGCCUGUAAAUAACUAAAGGCUUUAUGAUUUCUAAAGUGCUAAGUAUUAAACACCAUCAUGAGUGUAAUUUUUCUGUUAUCAUGCUUUCCAUGCUUGUGCUUUAUUUCUCACUGUUUGAUAUUAUAUACCAUAUUUAUUUUAUCAAAGCACUGAAAUUUAAUAAAAACCAUUAACUGA
Messenger RNA from Gavialis gangeticus (Gharial), 6755 nucleotides. RefSeq names its product calmodulin regulated spectrin associated protein 1 (gene CAMSAP1). The record is from RefSeq and is a predicted model, not a curated record. Gene Ontology annotation, biological process: neuron projection development; cytoplasmic microtubule organization; negative regulation of microtubule depolymerization. Bases 16 to 4875 code for a protein of 1619 amino acids. Lineage: Eukaryota; Metazoa; Chordata; Crocodylia; Gavialidae. Gene Ontology annotation, cellular component: microtubule minus-end. Gene Ontology annotation, molecular function: microtubule minus-end binding; calmodulin binding; spectrin binding. The transcript is spliced from 18 exons.